AUGAGGCAGUGUUACUUUUCUCUAAUCUGGCUAGCAAAUUUCAGCUUAUUCUUGAAAUGUUGUAAUAAGCUCUCUUUCCAAUUACUCUCACUUGUCAUUGCUUCCUCCAGGUUAGCCCUAGGAAUAAUAUUCAUAUCACAGAUUAUGAUUGGAAUUCUGGGCAAUUUCUCCCUUCUUUACCAUUACCUAUUUCUUUACCACACUCAAUGCAGGAUGAGAACCACAGUUAUGAUUCUAAAACACCUGACUAUAACCAACUCCUUGAUCAUUCUCUCGAAAGGAGCCCCUCAGACAAUUACAGCUUUGGGUUGGAAACAUGUGUUCAGUGAUUUUUCCUGCAAACUUCUUUUGUAUGUUGACAGAGUGGGCAGGAGUAUGUCCAUCGGCACCACCUGCCUCUUGGUUAUCUUCCAGACCAUCACGAUCAGCCCCAUGAACUCCUGUUGGAAGAAUCUUAAAGUCAAAGCCGCAAAGUACAUUGCCUUCUUCAUUUUCUUCUGCUCGAUCCAGUGCCUGUUUGUAAAUCUCAUUUUUCCUCUGUACGCAUUAUAUGUUUCUGACAAAUGGCACAGCACAAACAUGAGAAAUACAAGAGAUUUAGGGUACUGUGUUGCCACAGAUGUUGAGAACAUCUCAGGCUCAAUAUAUGUAGCUUUGAUAGUGUUCCCUGAAGUUUCAUUUUCUGUGCUCAUCUUCUGGGCCAGUGGCUCCAUGAUUCUCACCCUGUACAGACACAGUCAGCGAGUCCAGUAUAUUCACAAGGCUAGUGUGUCUCCCAGACCCUCCGCUGAGUCCAGAGCCACCCAAAGCAUCCUACUCUUGGCGAGCACCUUCAUGUGUUUCCACACCUUGUCCUGCAUCUUUAAUGUUACUCUUGCUAUUUUUCAUAAUCCUAGUUGGUGGUUGGUGAAUACAGCCAGCCUGAUUUCCAUGUGUUUUCCCUUUAUCAGUCUCUUUCUGCUCAUGAGCUGUGACUCCACUGUAUCCAUUCUCUGCAUUCAUUGAUGAGGA
This is a messenger RNA of Odocoileus virginianus texanus, 1011 nucleotides long. The record is from RefSeq and is a predicted model, not a curated record. Lineage: Eukaryota; Metazoa; Chordata; Mammalia; Artiodactyla; Cervidae.